GGCGGCGGCGGCGGCGGCGCGAGCGAGGCUGUGGCGGGGACGGCGGUCGGGGUAGCGGGCGCCGCAGUCGGGGAAUAGCUGCGAGGUUGGCGGCCGCGGGCGCCAGCGCAGGGCGGGCCGGGCGGUUGACAGAGUGGACGGCGCGUCACGGGUGGCAUUGUGUGUCCCAGUGCGCAAGAAUAGCCCCAGAAGAGGAAAGGCUGAGCCCAGAGCUCCUCAGCAGGGAAGAUUCCCUUCCCCCCUGCUUCAGGCUGCUGAGCACUGAGCGGCGCUCAGAAUGGAAGCCAUCGCCAAAUAUGACUUCAAAGCUACUGCUGACGAUGAGCUGAGCUUCAAAAGGGGGGACAUCCUUAAGGUUUUGAAUGAAGAAUGUGAUCAGAACUGGUAUAAGGCAGAACUCAAUGGGAAAGAUGGCUUCAUCCCCAAGAAUUACAUAGAAAUGAAACCACAUCCGUGGUUUUUUGGCAAAAUCCCCAGAGCCAAGGCAGAAGAAAUGCUUAGCAAACAGCGGCACGACGGGGCCUUCCUAAUCCGAGAGAGUGAGAGUGCUCCUGGGGACUUCUCCCUGUCUGUCAAGUUUGGAAACGACGUCCAGCACUUCAAGGUGCUCCGUGAUGGGGCCGGGAAGUACUUCCUGUGGGUGGUGAAGUUUAACUCUCUGAACGAGCUGGUGGAUUACCACAGAUUGACGUCCGUGUCCAGGAACCAGCAGAUAUUCCUACGGGACAUAGAGCAGGUGCCGCAGCAGCCAACGUACGUCCAGGCGCUCUUUGACUUUGACCCCCAGGAGGAUGGCGAGCUGGGCUUUCGCAGAGGAGACUUCAUUCAUGUCAUGGAUAACUCAGAUCCCAAUUGGUGGAAAGGGGCCUGCCAUGGGCAGACCGGCAUGUUCCCCCGCAAUUACGUCACCCCAGUGAACCGGAACGUCUAAGAAACAGAAGAGAUUAUUUAAAGAAAGUGAAAAGUUGAGACCGUUCACAAGAAUUACGCCCACGUGCUGCCUGUCACAGGCUGUGCGGGAAUGCAGAACACCUGGCUGGGUCCCAUGGACGACCCUCUCACUUAGGUUGCAACUUUGGGGGGUGGGAAGGGGUGUUUGAUUUCAUAAUGCCAAAACUUAACCUAUUGAAUGAAUUACAAUUUUUAUUACGGAAUCUCGCCGCUACUCCUGUUCCCCUCCUGUGUCCUUUUUCUUGUUCUUUCUUUCUUUCCUGUCCAGUGCAUGAUGUUUGAGGCCACAUAUAGUCCAGCUGAUGCCAAUAAUAAAAGAAAAGAAACCAAGUGGGCUGUAUUUUCUCUAUGCAAAAUGUCUGUGGAGAUGGAUGGAUUAAAAGAACCAGCUUCUUCACACACGGGGCAGCCAGUGCUUCUGGAGUUCUUGAUUGGGGUUCUACCAGAGAUGGCCAAGGGUGUCUGCUCCUUCUCCAGCCUCAGGCCUGGAGCAGUCCAUCAAAGUUGGAAUUAGGGGAAGGAGACCUGCUGCCCAUCAAUGGUCUCCUGAGAGUUAGACUGACGACCUGCCCCUCCCCCACUGCUUCCCUUCAGGUGUCUCAAGACGUCGUUUUCAUAGUGCCUUUGUCUUAUUUCAAGGGUGUUCAUGAGUGGUGUGUUACCUUUUUUUUUUUUUUUUUUUUUAAUGAGUUAAAGGCAGUCCAGAGCUUUUCUCCUCCUGUGUAAAUAUUUUCCUCUCGGGGCAGGGGAAAGAGCACAGAGAGCUGGUAGAAGCAGAGGGUGUAUUUCCCAUCUUGAUUGAGCCAGAGGUCUCGAAGCUUCAACUUUGACGUUGUGAGGUGUGACGCUUGCUUCAGCUCAGACUCACCGGAUGUCAGAGUCCCUGCCCUCCAGGUCUCAGUUGUGGUCUGUCCUUUCUGUGCCUGGACCCACUAAGCAUCAACACGGGACAGGCAGAGGAGCGGGUGGCAUCCUUCACUCUCAGAGGCCUACAGGCAGAUGGGAGUUGGAAAUAUUGGCCUUUCAUUUUUUCUUGCUCUUACAAUUAAGUCCUCGCUCUCACUUGUGCAUUUUCCCGUCUGUCCAAGAGUGCAGAUAGCAGGACUGUGGGCUUGGUUGCAUCUCUGUUCACCCUGGGUUGUGUUUGCAGCUGCUCUGCUGACCCACUGCCCCCAUCCUAUGAAGCCUUUUGAGGUAGGAAAGACCAAGACCAAUGCAAAGCUUUUUAAAUCUUGUCUCUUGUGAGCUUUCCGCCCUCUGUAGUCACGUGCCUGCACACCGUUUCUCUUUGCGCAGCCUCCCUCCAGCAGAAACAAGGCUACUCCUGGGUCCUCCCUUGGAGUUGGUGGCAUCCAUGGGCUGCUAGACUCGUGAGGGUGUAUUCUCCCCUGGACUCUGUUUUGUGCGAUGGACUCAGCUCUGAGCACCCCUAAGGCCCUGGAGGCAGCCUUGUGGGCGGAGCACGUUCCCACCCCUCCUGGUUCUGCUGCUGCUUUCCCUGCUGAUAAAAGUAAUCUCUGGAGUUACACCUGGGCCAUUUGAUUGUUUUAUUUUGGAGUUGGUGUAUAUCAUGGAGCCUUGCUGAACUAAGUUUUGUGUGUAUAUAUUUAAAGAUCAGUGUUUAAAUAAAGAAAAAAAAAACCUAUGUCCUUACUCCUCUAACUUCUGCAGAUAGCAAUUUGGUAAGUAGUGAUUAACUGUGAAUAAACAUACAAUGAAUUCUUAA
Messenger RNA from Arvicanthis niloticus (Nile rat), 2677 nucleotides. It is a transcript of the gene Grb2, whose product is annotated as growth factor receptor bound protein 2. Gene Ontology annotation, molecular function: protein binding. The record is from RefSeq and is a predicted model, not a curated record. Lineage: Eukaryota; Metazoa; Chordata; Mammalia; Rodentia; Muridae.